AUGCCCUCACCACAGCCCAGCUUCACUCGCAUGACGACCGCCAUCUCCAUCCCCACCCGCGGCAGCGGCAUUUCGGCGCCUGCCCACUUCAAUGGCUCCCUCCAGUCGACCCCCGAGGGCAUAGUGCCCAUGUCGUGCUCGCUGCCCGCCGUUCCUUCCUACACCCUUCCCGAGUCGCUCCUUCCGCCGCCGACAUCUUCGCCCUCCGCCAUGGCCGAGGCCCUGGGCAAGGGGCCAGGGCUGAUUCGACGAGUCAGCCGUGGCGCACAGGGCAUUCCCCAGCGAUUUCGCCGCGGCAACUCAAGCACACACCGCGACCGGAGCUCGGGGCCAGUCAUUAUGCGCCGACGCAGCGACAGCAGGACUGCCGCCGACGGCGAGGCCAGCAUCUCCGAUUUCGACGGAUUAGAAGAGGAGGAAGCAAUCGACGACACCUUCGGCGAGCCUGGCAAUGCCCUCGGUAUCCUAAGCACCAGGGCCAUUGUCAGCUCCAUCCCCGAUGCAUCCGUCAUUGCACCCGUUCGCAAUUCCCGUCUGGAGCAAGGCACCGUGCUUAAGAAGGUCACGAAGAAAGACUCCAAGGAAAUCAACCUGCGACUCGACAUGGAAUCUGCCAAGGUCUUCUGGGAUCCCUCUCGACCCUCCAAGUGCUUCUACAUCGACGACGUGAAGGAGAUCCGCUGUGGCCCUGAGGCCCAGCACUACCGUGAACAAUGCCUGCGUUCGGAAAACUGGGCCCCUUACUGGUUCACUAUCGUCUACACCGAUACCACACGCUCCAAAGGCCGCUUAAAAACGAUGAACCUGAUCGCGCCUGACGUUGGUGUCUUCACCAUGUGGACACAGACACUCAACUCAGUGUCACGAAACCGCAUCGACAUGAUGGCUGGCCUACUGGGCUUUGCUGACAAGAGUGCGAAGCUCGUUUGGCAACGCGAGACGAAGAAGCGCCUCAACGGUGGCGAAGGCGAAGUGUCUCUGGAUUUCCCAAGUAUCGCUCAGCUGUGCCGCAGCUUGCACAUCAACUGCACUGAAGCGACCCUUCGCGCGUAUUUCGAAAAGGCCGACGCCCAGAAGACUGGACAGCUAGACCAGUCACAGUUUCUGUUCUUCGUCAGACGUCUCAAGGAGCGUCAAGAUAUCAAGCAGAUCUUCAAGUCCUUUACCUCGGGAUCAAAAGAAAUGGACAAGGUCACCUUCUUCUCAUUCCUGCAACGCGAGCAGGGCAUUGACGUAAAUGCUCACCUCGAUUAUUGGACGGUCACCUUCGUAAAAUUCGCACGCGCAACCAGGCCUAGAACAACUCCAAUCGCAGGUGGCGAGAUUCCGCUUCCACCGACAAUGAACUUUCCCGCUUUUCAGACAUUCCUGACGUCAGCCGCGAACUCCAUCUUCAAACCUUUCAACUCACAAGCGCAGCUCAACCGACCAUUGAAUGAAUACUUCAUCUCCAGCUCACACAACACCUACCUUCUUGGUCGUCAGGUUGCAGGUGAAUCCAGCACUGAGGCGUACAUCACGGCUCUCCAGAAAGGCUGCCGUUGCAUCGAAGUUGACUGCUGGGAUGGCAGCGAUGGCAAGCCAGUGGUCAUGCACGGACGCACACUCACCAGCAGCAUCUUGUUCCACGACACGAUCAAGGUCAUCAACAAGUAUGCUUUCACUGAUUCCGCAUAUCCGCUCAUCCUUUCUCUUGAGGUGCAUUGCACGGAUAAUCAGCAAGCGCAAAUGGUCAGCAUCAUGGUUGCAGAGUUUGGCGACAAGUUGGUGCUUGAGCCGCUGGACCUCGAAUCUCAAGAACUGCCGACACCAGAAGAUCUGAAGCACAGAGUCCUCAUCAAGGUCAAGUCUUCUGCUAGUGAAGAUUUUGAUGCAAGGGCUUUGACGAACGAGCUUGCGAACAGGAGACGGGAGCGCAGCUUCAGUUCGCCCUGGACUCGGCCAGUAAUACUGAACGACCACGUCAUCCCCAACUCACCUCUCAUCUCAAGUCCUCCUUCCAUGAGCCCUCCAGAUCGCGCAACAACAUUCUGGUCGUCACCACGCACAUCAACCACUUCCACAAACAACACAGUACCAACAUCCGCCAUUGUCAGCUCGGCUGAAGACAGCGACAGCCCUCAGGUAACUGUUGCUGAAGAGACAAAGAAGUCUAAGAACCCCAAGACCAGCAAAAUCAUCAAACUUCUUGGCGAUCUAGGUGUGUACACUAAGGGAGUAAAGUUCAACGACUUCAACUCCUACGAAGCCAAGACGUUCAACCAUGUCAUCUCUAUCAACGAGCGCUCUUUCGAAAAGCUUACCAGGCCUGGGGCGCCGCAGAAGCAUAUGCUUGAGGAGCAUAACAUGCGCUGUCUCACUCGCAUUUACCCGCACGCUUACCGAAUCAACUCAUCAAACUUCGAUCCGCUCAAGUGCUGGCGACGUGGUGUCCAGAUGGCUGCUCUGAACUGGCAAACUUACGAUCUCGGACAACAGCUGAAUGAGGCCAUGUUUGCUGGUGGCAAUGACCGCACCGGCUAUGUACUCAAGCCUGCUGCAUUGCGUCCAGAGGGGCAAUUGUCGGCACUCGACCACAAGAAGGCGCCCAAGAAAGAGGUCAAGUUCACCGUCCAGAUCAUCUCUGCUCAGCAGCUACCGCGUCCCAGAGGACUGGGUCCAGACGCUAACAUCAAUCCCUAUGUCGAGUUUGAGAUGUAUUGUGCCGAGGACAUGGGCGCAAACGCCACUGGUGUUGGUGGACAGGACGCUUCUGCACGCAACGGCCACUCCGGCAUUGGCAACCCAUUGCGAAAGCGGACACGCAUCGUCGAAGGAAACGGCUACAACCCUGAAUUUGGCAACGAGAUCGAGAUGAAGGUUAUCACGCGAUAUCCAAGCCUGGUCUUCGUGCGGUGGACCGUCUGGAAUUCGCUCGAUGCUCGUACCACCAAUCACGCUCCCUUAGCUACCUUCACCGCCAAACUCAACAGCAUUCAGCAGGGUUAUCGUCACCUUCCCCUCUUUGACUGCAACGGCGAGCAGUAUCUGUUCUCCACCUUAUUCUGCAAGGUUAAGAAACAGGACAUCGUUGAUGCGCCUGAACCUAUCGUCCAACGCACUGGCUCACGCCGAUCUUCUUUUGAUCGUCCCUCAGGAAGCCCUCUUCAAGAGCCUACGACUACCAAGUCUCGCAGCUUCGUCAGACGCCUCAUCCGGGCCCCGAGCGAGCGCAGGAGGCGCAAAGAAGAACGCAUCGGCGCUGAAUCCCGCGAGUCGGAGCUUGACCAUUUCAGUCGUUCGAGUACGAUCGAGCGAUGA
Messenger RNA from Dothidotthia symphoricarpi CBS 119687, 3300 nucleotides. RefSeq names its product PLC-like phosphodiesterase. Bases 1 to 3300 code for a protein of 1099 amino acids. The record is from RefSeq and is a predicted model, not a curated record. Lineage: Eukaryota; Fungi; Ascomycota; Dothideomycetes; Pleosporales; Dothidotthiaceae. Gene Ontology annotation, biological process: phosphatidylinositol-mediated signaling; lipid metabolic process. The transcript has a single exon. Gene Ontology annotation, molecular function: phosphatidylinositol-4,5-bisphosphate phospholipase C activity; calcium ion binding.